Prorocentrum cordatum is the source of this 900-nucleotide messenger RNA. NCBI's taxonomy places the organism in Eukaryota, Dinophyceae, Prorocentrales, Prorocentraceae. The record is from the annotation of a GenBank genome assembly.
GUGCGAGAGCAGCGGGGCUGGAAGUACUUCCUCCUCCACCGCCUCCGGACGCCGCUCGCCUUUGGCGCGGGCAUCGGUGUCGGGGCGCUGGCCACGCUCGCUCUCGUGACGGCCCAGCAGCGCUGGCUCCAAGCGGAGCGGUCGACCGCGCCUGCGGCCGACGGCCAGGGCUUCUACCCGGCCGUGGCCGCGCCCAGCAGCGUCCCCGACGAGUACCUCAUGUCGGUGCCGCUCAACAAUUCCUGUCUUAUCCCCCAUCUGGAGCCAGUGAACGCUGGGCCGCAGACCUUCGACGCGUGCGGCUUCGUCAUCCGGAGCACGGACGAGGUCUGGAACCUCCGCGGUGACGUCGACGCGGCCAUCGAGAAGUACUUCCACGAGGGCUACUACAACGCUGGCUCCUGGGGCAGGCGCGGCAUUGGCAAGAAGGAGCUGCGUGACGCCGUCCUGUCGGAGAUGCGGGCGUUCCCAGACAUCCAGCCCGCCCCUUUCACUUGUCCCCUCGGCGCGCCGCCGAAUAUCACGGACUGCGUCUGCAAGGGCAACGACCUGGACGGCUACAAGUGCGCGAUGCCGGACGUGCUCACUGGAACCAACCUGGGCCCGUCCGCUUACGGUCCGCCGACUGGCCGCUUCGCGAGGUGGACGGGCAUGGUGGAGUCGCUGGUGCAGCGCGACCCCGCCAGCGGGCAGUGGCAGUACGUCGCCGAGUGGGGCGUGCACGAUGAGUGGGCCCUCAUACAGCAGCUCGGCCUGGACUUCGGCAGGGUGCCGCACCCAGCCACGAACGCAGAGCCGCUGCACGACUGCACGCCCCUAGUGGUCUUCGAGCCCGAGGCGGCGCGGAUGAACAGGUUCGACAAAUCCAUCCAGGACCGGCGGGUCGCAGAGCAGCAGUAG